Messenger RNA from Penicillium hordei, 390 nucleotides. Its product is annotated as putative extracellular serine-rich protein. NCBI's taxonomy places the organism in Eukaryota, Fungi, Ascomycota, Eurotiomycetes, Eurotiales, Aspergillaceae. The record is from RefSeq and is a predicted model, not a curated record. The transcript has a single exon. The coding region runs from base 1 to 390 and encodes 129 amino acids.
AUGCAGUUCACCAAGGCUCUCCUCUUCCUCUCGGCCCUCGCGCCCGUCGCGUUCGCCGCUGAGUCUGCCUCAGCCGACUGUAUCACCAAGACCAUCACUCUGGUGCCCUCCGGAUACACUGCUCCCCCGUCGUCCACCCCGACUCCCACUCCAACCUCGACCUCGACCUGGACGCCUGUCAUCACUAGCACUCCUUCCUCCAGUGCUACCCCUUCUAUGAGCCACAUUGCCAGCUCCUCUACUCCCCUGAUCAAGGCUAGCAGCACCCCCACCGGUAAGAGUGCCUCGGCUACUCCUUCAGCCCCUGCUACCGCCGGUGCUGCUUCAAUCCAUCUCUCUGGUUUCAUGGCUGCCGGUGCAGCCGCCAUCGCUGGUGUUCUCAUGAUCUAA